Molecule: messenger RNA, 442 nt
Organism: Marasmius oreades (fairy-ring Marasmius)
Lineage: Eukaryota; Fungi; Basidiomycota; Agaricomycetes; Agaricales; Marasmiaceae
Exons: 4
Coding region: 21-410 (129 amino acids)
Cellular component (GO): mitochondrion
Source: RefSeq, a predicted model, not a curated record
CUUCGUUUGAUUCUCCUACCAUGUCAUUCAGCCUUGGCCUUCGUUGUAACUCCCCAUUGCCCAACUUCGCGCGUUCUUUUUUUAACAAAGCUGCUGUUAUGCCAAUACCGGCUCCGAAGGACUCGAUAAAUACCCCGCAAGAUUUUCUGAAGGCGAUAGGACGCUCACUUGAUACCAAAAUCACACAAAAUUCAUGGGAACAGUUUUGGAAGAGUUCAGGACUUCAAUUUCGAGAGCAAGGAUUGUCAGUUCGGGAUCGGAGAUACACUCUAUGGUGCAUGGAAAAGUUUAGACACGGGGUUCCGGUUGAAGAAUUUGUUCAUGAGCCUAGACCGAAAAAGACCAUUAGAGGCUGGGGUCCUACUGUUCAGAAUGGCAAACGGAUACGAUCAAGGCGUAUGAAGAAUUGAUCAUUAAUCUACAUCAUUUUCAUCCUCUCGUC